AUGGACGAGCAUGAACAGAAGGGAGAAGGGAGAGGAACCGCCGGCGAAGAGCAAACGAGGCGUGAGGCUGGUUCGUUUGCCUCGCGAUGUUGUUUUUUUUUUUUUGCUUCCUUUUUUUUUUUCUUUGUUGGAGGUGAAGAAGCGCCAAGGCGAGUGUCUAUCCAGGCCGCUGGACGAACAGACAAGCAGAAGACAGAGAGACAGGCAGAGACGGCGGCGAGGGCUCAUAAAGGAAGAGAGGCAAAGAGGUAUCUGGCAAAAGGGCUGCGUUUCCUGGCUGGUUUCCUGGCUGCGUCGUCCAACGAGGAGCUGCAUGAGGGCGGCCAGGUUGGGCCACACUGGGUGCGCGCGCAGGUGCAGCGAGCCAAGGGACAACAAGCUCAUCCUGUUUGUUUGUUUACUGCUGGGCUAACUAGCUACGGACGACGAGAUGGCAGGAUAUACGAAUACAUUGGGCGGGCUCUUGACGAGACGGACAGCAUGAAACGACAGUCUACUACGGGUGCUCGAGAUGAAGGCCGGCCUACGGAGUUGUCUGCUCUGCGGACUCUAUAUAUAUACAGACAGACAAGCAGUCGCCACUUAACUGCUCAACGGCCGCAAGAGGCAAAGCAAAAGGGCACAAGGAAGCAUAUAUAUAAGCUUAACCAAGGUACACACGCCUUUGUGGAUCGAGCCGGCCCUCUCUCUUGGCUGUCUUCUUCCGUGGUUCAUCGGGAUCUUCAUCAUGUUGAUCGAGAUGGUGAUGGUACCAUUUUAUACCGGCCUUUGGACCAAGGACUGGGGAAUAAGAAAGACGAAGAAGGCGACGAAGACGGAAACCUGCUUGAGAAACGAUAA
Trichophyton verrucosum HKI 0517 is the source of this 840-nucleotide messenger RNA. RefSeq lists its product as uncharacterized. Bases 1 to 840 code for a protein of 279 amino acids. The record is from RefSeq and is a predicted model, not a curated record. The transcript is spliced from 4 exons. Lineage: Eukaryota; Fungi; Ascomycota; Eurotiomycetes; Onygenales; Arthrodermataceae.